ACCUAGCCUAACCUGUAUAGUGUGAUCUGUGUAUUUUUGUACUAUUGUUUCCGUAAAUAACAGAUAGUUUACGUAGAAAGUUAGGCGCAAUAAGUGAGAUGCAACAUGAUAUCCAUUUAAGGCCGUCGACGCUGAUCGAGGUAACAACUGUUGGAUCAACAAUAACGUGACCGUUUCUCGUUAUUGACUGUCACGAUCUAUUGAAAAGUAUGUCUGGUAAGGGGAAGCAAAGCUCGAAGAAAGCUGUCGUCAAGGGACGCGAGUCCGGCAAGACCGCGCAGUCUUCGCUGGUGAAUCACACGGACACCAGCGGGGCGGAAGCUCCUGAACCGAUGAUGUCUCUGACAGUUCUGAAAACAGUCGACAACAGCCGAGACCUGCCAAAAUAUACCGAACUGUUGAAUCGUACAGAAGAGGAGGGUAUACAGAAGGAGGACAUUGAUGCGUUACAGUUGGAGUUGGAGAUGCUUCUGUCCUCGGCCGUCGUACGGUGUCGUACGCUUCAAGAGGAGAUCACCAACUUGUCGUCAGCGGAGGAACGUCGAGACAGACGGUCGAAAAGCGGCAAGAGUCUGUCACUGCUCGACAAGAAAGUGCGCGAGGAGAAGCUCAAGCCGAAGGAGAUCAGUACCAAGAGCCAGUCGCCUCUGCACACGAAACUGUUCAAACAAAAGGCGGUGGGGAACUCGGCGAAUCAGGCAGUGCCGAGCGUACAUGAGAUCGCGAGGAUCGAGGGGACGAAGGACGCCCCGAAGUUGCUCUUGCCGAAGAACGACACGCCUAACAAGUUCUGGGCAUCCGUCGAUCCCUAUUGCACCGACAUCAUGCCUGACGAUAUUAAGCUGCUGGAGGAAUUGAUCGUUACCCAUGGCGACACGAGUGAUUUUAAGAAGAUCCCUCAGCUGGGUCGCCACUACAGUCUGAUGUGGGCGCACAACGAUCUGUUGCAGGAGGAGGACGCGGCCAACCCGAGCAGGGAGAAGAAGAAGAACCGCACGGACGUGUCGCACUUGAUGUCCAAGGGCGACAAGAAGGUCAACAGCAUCGGCCCGCUCACUCAGAGACUGGUCUCGGCGUUCCUCGAGGAGAACGUAUAUAUAGGGAACAAUAACACGGAGAACAAAUUGCUGCGGGACGGGGACUCGACCGUCUUGAGGGACCUGAGCAUACAGAACUCCAUGAACCUGGAGCUGCGGAUGCACAAGGAGUUGGUCGAGCAGGGCAUCCUGGAGCCGGACGCGCAGAAGAAGAAUCAGGAGGACGACGAGAUCCUCGCCGAGAUCAAGCGAUGCCAACAGGAGCUGUCCGCGUUGUCGAGUCACAACGUCACGCAGCUCAAGCGGCUGCUGAACUUGGCGCAGGAGGAGAGCAAGAGGCAAGCGUUGAAACGGAAGAUCAGCGGUGCGGACAACGAGGUGAUAGAGCAUUACAAAAAGUUGACCCUCGCGAAACAGAUGAAAAUGCCGUUGACGAAAAAGGACCAGGACAAGGCGUGGGCGUGUCUUCGUGCGAGGGAAAAUCUCUUGGAGCAGUUGAACGUUACCAAAUAAUAACUCGAGAGAGUUCACUGGCCGUUUGGCUGGCGUUUUUAGCAUAAUUAUAGGAUAUUUCUUACACAGAUACACACAUACACACACAACACACAUCAGCACACGUGUGUGUAGUGCAACCACCACGUGUCGUGGUGCUAUGUACUAGAGAUUCCCGCUUUACCGCAAAGUUACGAUGUCCCAUGUGAUGGUCGUCAAAAAAGUACGACGUCGUAAGUCGUUGAAUGAAUGCUCGUGUUCCAAGAAAUACGUAUAGAUGUAAUGAAAGAAUAAAUGGUAAUUCAGUUUAGGGUAAUCAGCUCAAAUUGCUUUGACCUUGAAAUAUAUUGUCAAAACCAUUGUUCUAAGUAAUAUUCAAAAGAUUUUAGCUGUCGCUCAUUGUUUGUUGAAAAAUUAUAAGCAAAAGAAGUUUCAUAAAUAUGGCCCAGCAAACGCAUAUAACUGUUAGUAUAAUUUCCUACUCAACGCGCGUUAUAUAAUAGUUACAUUAUUGAGUAGGAAAUUAUAAUUAAAAGGUAUGUUGCAUGUUACGUUGUGUUUGUUGGGGAUGUAGUCUUCUGACAAUAUAUAUAUAUAUAUAUAUAUAUAUAUAUAUUAAUUAUUAUAUUAUAUAUAUAUAUAUAUAUAUUAAAAAACAAGUGUAGUGUAGGGAGUUUGAAGAAGCUAUGAAGAAGCGCAGUGUGUGAGUAAAACAGUACACAUAUUGCGCGCGGAGGGUCUUCACCCUCUUGUUUCCUUGUCAAAUGUCACGUUAGAAAAAGCCAAUAGACAUACGAAACGAGAAUUUUAUUCACUACAUUACUAGAUUUACUAGAUUAGGAAACAAAAGGGUAAAGUUAGGUUAGUUUUUACAAAGAGGAGAGACGAAGUCUCUCCUCUUUGGAAGUCCAUAGCAUCUGCGUAAACGUAUGUAUAGUUUUAUUUAUACAUUUCGAUUUUUCAUAAGCCCCCUAUACUACUUAUUUUUUAACGCAUGCAAUGUCGGAAAACAUCGUGUUAUUUAUCAAACCUUUUGUUAUAUAAUAACUUUUUAAUAAACAAGGUCAAGGCCAUCGAAAUUGACUCCUUUAAACUGAAUAAUUACUGAAAAAAGAAUCGCUUGCGUAUUGUGAUAAAAGUUCAUUAACAUAACACGAAUUUAGAAUCUAGAAUCCGCUACACACCAAAUUCGAACAAACGUACGUACAUACAUACGAUAUUUUGUUAGCGCGUACGAUAUUACACAAUUGAUUCUUGGAUGUAUCCGAUGUGUGGAAAAGUUUCAAAUUCGAGAUUUCGAGCAUGAAACCGCGAUUCAUUUUUAUGAAGAAAUCUCGCUCGGGAUAAUGUAUAUCGAUACAUUGACUCAUCCGACCCCUAUGUAUAUAUAUUUAUCAUCGGUAAUACAUUUGAUAUAAAUAACUCAGAGGCCAAUGCAUUACCGAUGAUACAUUCAAUCCGUGAAAAGUGAACAUAAAAGAAUAUAUCAUUGGUUAAAUGAAUAUAUUCUUUUAAUUGUAUCGCGGCUUCUCGAAAAAAAAGAUAACACUUUUCUGCGUUCGCAUGACUGAAUGGAUUCCGCUUCUAAAUUCGAACCCGGCAAUCGACGUACUGAAUUCAUAAAGCUUGCCGCGAAUCACGCACACCAGCAAAUAUCACCACGCGGGAAAAAUCUCGCCUCUUUCCUCGGAAUUCGUUUCGUCAAAACGUCAUUUCUCAUCGCCAGAAUCAAUUACUCGUCAAUAUCUUUCUUUAACGUAGAGUUUUUUAGCGUUAGAAUUUGUGUAAAUAAGAUAUUAGUAUAUAUGUACGUUAUACAGGCAUAUAUAUAUUUUAGGAUUCGCCCCUACGUGUACACAUUAAGAGUUGUGGCUAUAAUGUCUAAGACUAGAUUGGGCUUUUUGGUUCAUAAGCAUAAGUUUGAUCGUUACGUGUCUAUUUUGAACAACGAGAAUGCAACUCUUGAUUACGCUCUAAAGAUAUUCGAGUACAUGUACGAGGGGUGAAGAGAGUUUAAGUACAUCAACGUAAAACCGACGACUUUUUUUUAUGUCACCGACUUUAUCUUAACAUAUUAGCCGUUACAUUCAUAAUCGUUCUUCCGGAGAAUUUACUGAUUAUCAUUAAUUUAAUUGCAAGAUAUCAUGACGAUUCGUACGCGUGUACGAUUUAGACUAAACGCAUUUAAAUAAUUUCGGAUAUAUUAUAGCUGUACAAUAUAUCGCAAUCUGAUAAAUAAAUUAUGUAAGAUUUAUACUUACAAGAGAAAAUCUAGUGAAAAAUAGUGUCCCCUUCCGAUUUCGAUGCGCUUCGGAUAUUGUAGAAGAAACAAGAGUUCGAUCGAAAUAAGAGUUGCGUAUUUCUUAUAUGAAUGUUGAAGCGCAAAUGUGGAGGAUGAAACACCCUUCCGAAAAAAAACUUUUUUUAUUUGGAUAUUGAUCAUUAUUGUUUGGCAUUCGUAAACCACUGGAGGAGGAUCAUUUUGUGACCGAAACGCUAUUGUUACUAUAUUAAUGCUAUCUGUUACUAUACGCAAGUUGCGUCUCAAUAACUGCGGUAGAGCUUUUACUUGCCGUUCCUUUUCGCGUCGAAUUUGGUCUACCAGAGUUAACCGUUAUGCAUUAUAAAACCUAUUCUUUUUAGAUAAUUUACAUGACACGAUAUAUAGAUAGACUUAUACGUGUUUAAUUGUAAGAGGUAUUAGAGAAUAAGAGAAUCGGCAGAAGGAAAUCUCCAAACGAGCGUUUACAAAGAAAUCCACGGUUCCACGACAAAGAUGUUUAUUCGGUAUCACUGUACAGUUUUUUUUUCUCUUCGUCAGGAGUUACCUUAACAACGUGCGUACGCGACGGCACAACAAUGAUGAUGAAUAUCCCUUCGGAUAACAAAGAUCUUCGAAAAAAGUGUAUUAAGUCGCAUUUAGAGAA
Messenger RNA from Dinoponera quadriceps, 4456 nucleotides. It is a transcript of the gene Ada3, whose product is annotated as transcriptional adapter 3-A. Lineage: Eukaryota; Metazoa; Arthropoda; Insecta; Hymenoptera; Formicidae. The transcript has 2 exons. Gene Ontology annotation, molecular function: transcription coactivator activity. Gene Ontology annotation, cellular component: SAGA complex. The record is from RefSeq and is a predicted model, not a curated record. The coding region runs from base 210 to 1550 and encodes 446 amino acids. Gene Ontology annotation, biological process: regulation of transcription by RNA polymerase II.